Molecule: messenger RNA, 1891 nt
Organism: Acanthocheilonema viteae
Lineage: Eukaryota; Metazoa; Nematoda; Chromadorea; Rhabditida; Onchocercidae
Source: the annotation of a GenBank genome assembly
AUGACAUCAACAGCAGCUAAUAUCGAAACUACCGAUGUAAGACGCCGAAAUUUAUUACCAAGUCGAGACAUCGUUGCAAGCACCGCAGUGGCUUCACCGGUUUAUCCAUGCGAUGCGAAAAAUUCACCAAAUUAUAUGAUUUACUGUCAGGGUGAACUGCUACAUGCCGUAUCAUUAAGUGAUAUUUUCAAAGAUCCGAAGACAUUCGUGGAUAAACCGAUGAAGAAAGAACCGGAAGAGAUAAUCAGCGCAUUCAAUCAAAAAUUCCCUUCCCAAAUUAGCAUCGAUGAUCGAAAAGCGCUGCUUUCUUUUGUUGAUGAAUAUUUUGAUGUCGAAGGAAGUGAUAUUGAGGAGUGUCCGGAAGAUACGAUGGAAGACUGGAACGAUGAGCCGGAAUAUCUGAUAGCGAUCGAAGAUCAAGAACUACGUCAAUUUGCAUUGGAAAUCCAUGCACUGUGGAAAAAACUCUGUCAUAUUGUUAAGCCGGAGGUAAAGGAUAAUCCGAAACGUUAUUCAGCAUUAUAUUUGCCACAUGAAUUCAUGAUAGCAGGUGGACGAUAUCGUGAAUUUCAUUACUGGGAUACUUAUUGGAUCGUUAAGGGUUUACUUGCCUCAGGUAUUACAGUAUCUAUUCCGUUUUUUUUCCAAGGUAUGCAUGAUACUGUAAAACAUAUACUUCAAAAUUUCAAAUAUUUGAUUGAAAAAUAUGGAUAUAUACCAAAUGGUGGUCGUACUUAUAUGCUACAGCGUACCCAACCACCGUUUUUUAUUCCAAUGGUUUACGAAUAUCACACUGUAACGGCGGAUGAUGAAUUUCUGCUGAGUGUUAUGGAUGCUAUGGAAGCGGAAUUUGCAUUUUGGAAAAAAUAUCGGACAAGAACAAUUUCAAAAAAUGGCAAAAAUUAUACGGUAUUUCAAUAUAUUUCUCCUGUAAAUACGCCUCGUCCAGAAGCAUAUCGUAGCGAUUUUCUUGCGGCCGGAAAUGUUCCGGAGAUUAAACGUCGACAAAUAUGGAGUGACAUCAAUAGUGCCGCCGAAUCCGGAUGGGAUUUCAGUAGUCGAUGGCUUAGCAAUAGUAAAACAAUGGAUACUAUUGAAACAUCGAAUAUUGUACCCGUUGAUUUGAAUGCUUUAAUGUGUUGGAAUAUGGAAAUUUUAGCACACUUACACGGAGAAAUCGGUGAUUCAAGUCGUCGAGCAAAAAUAAACACUGAAAGGGCAAAAUUUGUUGACACAUUUGAAACGGUAUUUUUUGAUGAUCGUGAAGGUUCAUGGUUUGAUUUCAAUUUAAAUACCGGUGAACGUGUGGAUGAUACGUAUCCAUCCAUAGCUGUUCCCUUAUUUACCGAAUGUUAUAGCAGUUUAAACAAUCCAAUGUUAGUUGAAGUAUUAGGAACGUUACAACGUAAAGGAUUAUUACAAUUCCCCGGUGGCAUACCUGCAAGUUUGAUUCGUAGUUCGAAUCAGCAAUGGGAUUAUCCUAAUGGUUUUGCUCCAAUCAAUCAUAUGGUAAUCGAAGGUUUACGGAAAUCAAAUCAUCCAGUUAUGCAACAAAAGGCAUUUGAAUUAGCAAGUCGAUGGAUCAAUCGAAAUUACGAAGUUUAUCAAAGCAAUCAUAAAUUGUGGCAACGAUACGAUGUAGAAAAAGAUCAUAUACGAUCGGCAAAAAAUGACGAUUUUAAUAAUGAGGAAGGCUACGGAUGGACAAAUGGUGCAUUGUUGGAUUUAAUGGUAACGUACAGUAAACGAAUUCGCGUUUCCGACAAGAUUGUUACAGCGGACGUAUCCGAAAUAAUAGAUAGCGAACCAAUUGAUAUAUUAAUCAAAAAGUUGGAAGAUGUAUUCGGCUCGUGGAUAUCCGUAAAGAAACGUUUAAUACGUAUUGCUUCUU